UUUCGUUUCGUGACAUCAUCCAUCGACUCCGAGGAUGUGCUCCGCCCGAUGACGGCACCCCAUUGGUAACCUUGACCUGCACCUGCACCUGCACCUGUGCCAUGUGUUGCUGCUACCUUGCCCCUCACUCCCUGCUCCUGCAAACGUUUCUUCUUGCGCCGCUGAACCAAACACCACCACCACCACCACCACCACCACCACCACUACCACCAAGAUGCCUGUCGUAGAAUCAAAGUUCGACCCCAAGGACAUGCAGUUCCGCCGCCUGGGCCCCGCCGGCCUCAAGGUGUCGGUCCUGUCGCUGGGUGGCUGGCUGACGUACGGAGGCACGCAAAAGGGCUCCAUUGUCAAGGACUGCAUGCAAGAGGCCUGGGACCAUGGAAUCAACUUCUUCGACACGGCCGAGGUCUAUGCCGCCGGCGAGUGCGAGGUCGAGAUGGGCAAGGCCUUCAAGGAGCUGCAAUGGCCGCGCGACGAGUACGUCUUGUCGACAAAGAUCUUCUUUGGAACGCGCAGAAAGGAACCCAACACCAGGGGCCUGUCCAAGAAGCACAUUGUCGAGGGCUUGAAGAGCUCUCUGGCGCGCCUCGAGCACUCCUAUGUCGAUGUCGUCUUUGCCCAUCGCUUUGAUCCCGAUGUGCCAAUGAGGGAGAUUGUCGAAGCUUUCACCCAGACGAUUAACAUGAACUUGGCGUACUACUGGGGCACGUCGGAGUGGUCUGCAGAGCAGAUUCAAGAGGCGUGCGACAUUGCCGAAAAGUACAACCUCAUUGCGCCCAUUGUCGAGCAGCCGCAGUACAACGCCUUCCACCGCGAGCGCUUCGAGAAGGAGUAUGCGCCGCUGUACAAAAAGUACCAGUACGGCACGACCAUCUGGAGCCCUCUGGCCAGCGGCCUGCUCACGGGCAAGUACAACGACGGAAUUCCAGAGGACAGCCGCUUCGCCACCAAUGCCGACUUUUUCAAGAACACCAUCGACUCGCUCAAGAGCGAAGAGGGCCAGGCCAAGAUCAACAAGGUCAGGGAGCUGACCAAGGUGGCCGAGAGGCUGGGGGGCACGACGACGCAGCUGGCGCUCGCAUGGGCUGCGAGCAACCCCAACGUCAGCACCGUCAUCCUGGGCGCGAGUAAGCCCGAGCAAGUGCGAGACAACUGCGGCGCUCUCAAGCUGCUGGCCAAGUUGACGCCCGAGGUCAAGGACGAGAUUGAGAAGAUUCUCGACAACAAGCCCUAGGGCAUGCGCGAGUUGCAAGUAUGUAAUCAAUGACUUGGCCAGACCAUAGACAAUGCAACGUAGACCACUCCAGGACAAGCGUCGGCCAUGGCUUGGCCAGACACAGACAAUGCAAGUUAGCCACAUGCGCCUUUGCUCGCAUGACCAUGGCAGGUAUUAAGCUUUGUGGUGAGGCGGCAAGACCAUGUCGUAAGAGAUGAUGUGCAGGCGGCAUGCACGUGGGCCGGGAGCAGAUGGUUGGGGCGCCUUUGCAGCUGGCAAGGCGGCGUCUGGAGAUGGAGCUGGCAGCUGGUGCCCAUGACCAUUGCAACCAGGAAUGGGCUGUGCCUCGAGGCGUGUCGGGGGGGCCGGUAGCGGCGGGGCCAGGAGUGCAAGUGCA
Exserohilum turcica Et28A is the source of this 1613-nucleotide messenger RNA. RefSeq lists its product as uncharacterized. The record is from RefSeq and is a predicted model, not a curated record. The coding region runs from base 215 to 1234 and encodes 339 amino acids. NCBI's taxonomy places the organism in Eukaryota, Fungi, Ascomycota, Dothideomycetes, Pleosporales, Pleosporaceae. The transcript is spliced from 4 exons.